AUGGCAGACCAGCAGCAGCCCCAGCAGCAGGAGAUGAACGUGGUCCAUGCCGGUGGCCUUGACCUGCCUCCAGGGUUCCGCUUCCACCCAAAUGACGUUGAGAUUGUCAGUGACUACCUGAUGAACAAGGUGCGCAACACAGACUUCACCUGCAUCGCCAUCGAAGAGGCCGACAUAAACAAGACUGAGCCAUGGGACCUUCGGGAUUUCGGCAUGGACCCAGUGGCUCCCUGCUACCCUAAUGCUGGUGUGGGGAUGCAGGCGAUGAUGCCGCCUAUGGCAGGUAUCGGUGGCGCCGGUGGGCUCCAGAUCAAUGGCGCCAUGUUCGGCAAUCCGAUAGCCACGCCGCCGCAGAUGAACAUCUACCACCAGAUGGGCAUGGGGGCUGCAGCUGGCCAGAUGGACAUGGGGGUUGCAGCUGGCCAGAUGGGCAUGGGGCAGCAGCUGGCCAAAUGGGCAUGGGAGUAG
Molecule: messenger RNA, 468 nt
Organism: Miscanthus lutarioriparius
Lineage: Eukaryota; Viridiplantae; Streptophyta; Magnoliopsida; Poales; Poaceae
Source: the annotation of a GenBank genome assembly